This is a messenger RNA of Telopea speciosissima, 2481 nucleotides long. Its product is annotated as MDIS1-interacting receptor like kinase 2-like. Gene Ontology annotation, molecular function: ATP binding; protein kinase activity; protein binding. Lineage: Eukaryota; Viridiplantae; Streptophyta; Magnoliopsida; Proteales; Proteaceae. Bases 116 to 2470 code for a protein of 784 amino acids. Gene Ontology annotation, biological process: protein phosphorylation. The record is from RefSeq and is a predicted model, not a curated record. The transcript is spliced from 2 exons.
UAGCAACAACCUCAUUGGUUUCAUCCCCCACUCUCUGGCUAACUUAAGUAAACUAGAGAUUCUCUAUUUGUAUCAGAAUCAAUUAUCCGGUCCGCUACCUUCAGAAAUUGGAGACAUGAAAAAUCUGGUUGACUUGGAGAUUUCUCAAAACAAACUCAGCGGUCAAAUCCCUCAUUCUCUAGCUAACUUAAGUAAACUAGAGAGUCUCUACUUGCAUGAGAAUCAAUUAUCCGGUUCGCUUCCUUCAGAAAUUGGAGACUUGAAGAAUCUAGUUGACUUGAAUAUUGCUCAAAACAAACUCAGCGGUCCAAUCCCUCAUUCUCUGGCUAAUUUAAGUAAACUAGAGGCUCUCAGUUUGUUUGAAAACCAAUUAUCUGGUCCCAUACCUCAAGACUUAGGUAGCCAAGCAUCCAUUGUAAUAAUUUAUAUGUCUAACAACCUUUUAUUUGGAAGCUUACCACAACAAAUAUGCCAAGGACGAUCACUUCAAAAAUUAACGGUUGACAACAAUAGUCUCAUGGGUCCUAUUCCAGAUUUGAGAAAUUGCACAAGUUUGAGUAGAGUUCGACUUGAAAACAACCUAUUUGUAGGAAAUAUAACAAACAGUUUUGGUGUACAUCCACAUCUUUAUUACAUUGAUAUGAGUCACAAUAGACUAUAUGGAGAGCUUUCACCAAAUUGGGGAGAAUGUAAGAAUUUGUCAGUGCUAAAGAUUUCUGGAAACAAUAUUAGUGGAAAGAUACCAUCUGAGGUUGGUCAGCUAACUCGACUUGGACUACUUGACCUUUCUUUCAACAAACUUUUUGGAGAAAUACCAAAGGAACUCGGUAGCUUAUCCAGUUUGUUCAACUUAUAUUUAAAUGACAACCAGUUUUCAGGGCAUGUACCAGUGGAAAUCGGCAAAUUAAUCAAUUUGGAGCAUCUAGACUUAUCAUCAAACAUGCUAACUGGAUCAAUCCCCACCCAACUUGGUCAAUGCUCCAAACUGUUGUCAUUAAAUUUGAGUUGUAAUUCAUUGAAUGGAAGCAUUCCAUCUCAAAUUGGAGAUCUAGUAUUCCUACAAAUUCAAUUGGACCUUAGUCAUAACUCAAUCAGUGGACUGAUACCAUCACAGCUUGCACAGUUGGUGAUGUUGGAAAUUUUGAAUCUAUCCCACAAUAUAAUCACAGGUUCCAUCCCCCUUUCUCUCGAAGAUAUGAUUAGCUUAGAAUCUCUUGAUUUGUCCUAUAAUCAGUUGGAGGGUGUUGUUCCUAACAAUAGGGUUUUCAGACAUGCUGCUUCACCACAAGCAUUUAGAAACAACAAAGGGUUAUGUGGUGAACUUCAAGGUCUACUUCCCUGCAAUCGAUCUCGUACAAGUAAGGGAUAUGGUAAAAAUGGACACAAAGUCCUCAUAUCCAUCAUUGCUUCUUUGAUAGGAACUGUGUUCCUAGCAUUUGCAACUAUUGUUGUUCUUUUCCUCUUGCGAAAAAAAGUGAAAAAAGGAAAUGUAGAAGCAAUAAGAAGAAACCAUGGAAAUAUAUUUUCAAUUUGGAAUUUCGAUGGCAAGAUUGCUUAUGAGGACAUAAUUCAAGCAACAGAGGAUUUUGAUGCCAAAUAUUGCGUUGGAGCUGGAACUUAUGGGAGUGUUUACAAAGCAAUCCUGCCUACAGGUCAUGUAGUAGCCUUGAAGAAGUUCCAUCCAUUGGAAGGUGAGGUGAUAGUUGAUGAAAGCUUUGGGAAUGAGAUGUGUGUAUUAACAAAUAUAAGGCAUCGGAACAUUGUCAAACUUUAUGGGUUCUGCUCUCAUCCACGAUGCAUGUUUCUUGUUUACGAGUACAUGGAAAAAGGAACCUUAGCAAAUAUCUUGAGCAGUCAAGCAGAGGUUGUGGAGUUGGAUUGGAUGAAAAGAGUAAAUGUCAUCAAAAGUGUGGCCAGUGCUUUGUCUUACUUGCAUCAUGAUUGUAUUCCACCAAUAAUUCAUUGGGAUAUUUCAAGCAAAAAUAUAUUGCUGGACUUGGAACUUGAGGCUUGUGUAUCUGAUUUUGGUAUUGCACGACUGUUAAAGCCAGACUCACCUAAUUGGACGUCACUCAAAGGAACUCAUGGAUAUAUUGCUCCAGAGCUUGCUUACACCAUGGCUUUAACUGAUAAAUGUGAUGUAUAUAGUUUCGGAGUAUUGAUAUUGGAAAUAAUUAUGGGAAGACAUCCAGGGGAGCUCAUCUCAUCUUUAAGGUCACCAGUUGGCCAAAAGAUGCUAUUAAGGGACAUGUUAGACCCACGUCUCACCUUUCCAUCAGAUCAAAAGGUUGCAAAGGCUGUGGUUUCUGUUGUGAGAAUAGCAAUUGCAUGUUUACGCAAUCACCCACAAUCCCGCCCAACUAUGCAUCAAGUAUCAAAAGAGCUACUUGGUCACCGACCAUCAUUUGUGGAGCAUUUUUAUACAAUUACUGUAGAUGACCUAAAUGAUAUUGAAGUACAAUACUUGUGAUCGAUGAUUCA